AUGAGUGGAAGGAUCGUGGGACUGGAGCCAAUUGACUUGAUCCGCCUGGAGCCGUGGAAGCCUGGGCCCUGCUUGCCAGGUCCUGCAAGACUGGAGGUCCUGGAUGACUCGCGGGACCUGGAGGACACCCACCAGGACGUCCAUAGCAGCUCCCUGAGGGGAUCGGCAAACUGUAGGAGUCUGGCCUCAGGACUCAGGGGGAUGAGGGGAAGGAUUGUGGGACUGAAGCCAAUUGACUUGAUCCGCCUGGAGCCGUGGAAGCCUGGGCCCUGCUCGCCAGGUCCUGCAAGACUGGAGGUCCUGGAUGACUCGCGGGACCUGGAGGUGACCCACCAGGACUUCCAUAUCAGCUCCCAGAGGCGAGCUGCUAUUAUAAAACACCGGGAGAAUGCUCAAGAGGAAGAUAGAAAGUUGUGGUUGAGACAUGUGUCUGAAUAA
This is a messenger RNA of Knipowitschia caucasica, 438 nucleotides long. NCBI's taxonomy places the organism in Eukaryota, Metazoa, Chordata, Actinopteri, Gobiiformes, Gobiidae. The record is from the annotation of a GenBank genome assembly.